CCCAAGCCAGCUCAAAUUGCUUAUAAGUUUGUAAGUACAUGGCUUUUUAAUACCCCGAGAAAAGCAGAAAACUGAACCCAAAAACCCAAAAGCCACAGACACAGAAACACACACACUCGCCAAAUUCUCACGGCCAUGGAACCAAAACAAUAAAAUAAAAAGAAAGAAAGAAAAAGAUUUUAAUAAAGAGAGGGAAAAUAAAUUUACCAGUAAAAAGAAAAUUUCAGAAAAAAACACAGAAGAGAGAGAGAGAGAGAGAGAGAGAGAUGGGGGAUGUGUAUGAGUAUGACAAAAAUGCCUGUUCAUCUUCAGCUUCAGUGGCUCAAACUGUUGCGGCCCCAGACGAAAUCUCGCUAUUUCUGCAGCAGAUUCUGGUCCGAUCAGCAUCCUCGUCAUCAUCGUCUUCAGAUUCUUCUACCUUGGUUGCGGCCCAAGCGGGCAUGCGAGCGCAGUUUUCGUUGUCUUCGCCUUCGUCCAUUAUGGGAUUCUGUACCUCCCAUGGCUUGCCGGACAAUAUGCAUCGUCAAUGUCGGCCUCAGUUCCUAGGGGAAGGGAUCUCGGCCAUUGACUCUUCCGGUGCUUACUUUUUGGGCAAUGCGAGUGCGAAUGCUCCGAAUGUGUCAUCUUCUUCAUUGGGAGCGAGUGAGAAUGAGAACGAUGAUUAUGAUUGCGAAAGCGAGGAGGGUCUGGAAGCGUUGGUGGAAGAGGUACCCACAAAGCCUGUUGCUCGCAGUUCCUCAAAGAGAAGCAGAGCUGCAGAGGUUCAUAACUUGUCUGAAAAGAGGAGGAGGAGUAGGAUCAAUGAGAAAAUGAAGGCAUUGCAGAAUCUGAUUCCAAAUUCUAACAAGACGGACAAGGCUUCGAUGCUUGACGAGGCAAUUGAGUAUCUUAAGCAGCUUCAGCUCCAAGUACAGAUGUUAUCUAUGAGAAAUGGAUUAAGCUUGCAUCCUAUGUGUGUACCUGGAGCAUUGCCGCCUAUUCAACUCUCCCAGACGAGAAUGGACUUUGGAGAGGGAAAUAGAUCUCUGCAUCUGAAUAUGUCAGGCACCCUUCCUAUGGAUCAAGAAACCUCAACACAAAAUCUGUUUGGUUUGUCCAAUCAAUGCUCUGCCCCAAACCAGACAUUUGUACCUAAUAUGUCAAGUAUAAUCGGCUCUGAAAGUUCCUUUGGAAUCGAACCAUCAAUUCAGGCUCACUUAGGACCAUUUCAACUGCACACAUCAGCUGAGGAAAUUUGCAAGGAUGUCGCAAUGCAGCAUCAACAGACAAUUGUAAAUCAUCUAGAGACAAAUCCUUUAGACUCUAAUACAGGAGGCACGGCUACUGUGGCCUUCAAUGCACAAACAUCCAAUAUAAAGGGAAGUAACUAUCUAGAAACAUGCAUCACAGAAAGAGACCGGUUAGAAGGGGGGCUUCUAAAGGCCAUGGAGCAAAACCUUCUUGCAGACAGGAAGGUGUGUCCCAAAUGAUGACAUUAAGAUGGAAAGAACAGACCUUUGAAGUUCUUUUCGACUUGGCUACUCAAAUUUUUUGGAUCCAGUAUAGGCUAUAACUUCCACCUGAUUUUGGAGAUGGAAUUGUGCUGAGUCUCAGAAACUAUGCUAAGAUUUAUGAGCUUGCUUCUAAGCUAGAUUACAAUUUAGUAGAAUGUCUUUUGAACAGGCAUGGCAAGGCUUGUUAAUUAAUUGGUAGAAACCGGAUAUAAGACACGUAAACUCUUUAUUUAUUUAUUUUUUAGUGGCCACAUCUUAUUUAUAUCAUCUACUGUAUCCAUUAUAGCUAAGAAAAGGAACAUCUGUAUUCUGUAUCUAUGAACAUAUGCAAGCACUAUUAUUCACAAUUUGUAAUUCAUCUGAAAAAAAUCUUGUCUA
This is a messenger RNA of Ziziphus jujuba (common jujube), 1871 nucleotides long. RefSeq names its product transcription factor SPATULA. Gene Ontology annotation, cellular component: nucleus. The coding region runs from base 267 to 1469 and encodes 400 amino acids. Gene Ontology annotation, molecular function: protein dimerization activity. The record is from RefSeq and is a predicted model, not a curated record. Lineage: Eukaryota; Viridiplantae; Streptophyta; Magnoliopsida; Rosales; Rhamnaceae. The transcript is spliced from 8 exons.